CUCUUAUUUUCAGUUCUCCUUCCCCCCUCACAGCAGACACUUGUUUACCACCCUCAGUAAUAUUUCAAAUUCUCCCAAUCCCUCCUCUCCGCCCUUUUCACCCAAUCUCCUUAUCAACAUGAGAACUUUGCUCCAGACUAUACUGGUCGCCUUCUUUCUUGCAUCCCCUAUCUACUCUAUUCCCAACCCUGUGCCGGGUGCUGAACCCAAUGCUGUAGCAGAUGCUACUGCUGAAGCUGACCCAGACGCUACAGCUGAUCCUGAAUACUAUGGCGGGGGAGAGCACUGCAGUACAGUGUAUGAAGAUUUUUGCACACCUGUAACAGAGCAGAACUGCCAAACCAAAUAUAAGGAUGUGUGCAUAGCAGUUAAAGAGCAACAUUGUACUCCAGUCAAUGAUCAGCGCUGUUUUCAGUAUGAAACUCUAAAAUGCAGGGAAGUUGGUGCUGAAGUGUGUGGAACUAUCCAAAUACAAAACUGCACCCAACAUGCUUUGCAAAUAGCAGAAACAACAUGUACUGUGGGAGAGGAGGAAGUGUGCACUAACGUCCCAGAUGUUGCUUGUCAUACCGGUUCCUCUCCUCAGUGUACAACAGUACAGGAUUUGAAUUGUGUAGAUGUUGCUGAAGAGAUCUGCUCCACAGUAGUGGAUGUUGUGUAUCAGGACCAGUGUGUUACAGUAAACAAUGUGCAGUGUGCUAACGUCGGGAUUGAACAGUGUAACAACUAUGAUUCCCAAAUCUGUAAACCUAUUCAUGUUGAUCAAUGCCAUGAUGUUUACAAAGAUGAAUGCACUACGGUUUAUGAAAAAUCUUGUCAAGGUUACCAUUGUCAGGAUGUCCCAAGACAAAAAUGCCACAAGGUGCCCUCCAAGCAAUGCCAUAGCGUUCCUCAGCAGCAUUGUGAAAAUGUUCCAAAACGUGCAUGUCAGACUUUUCCUUCACAAAAAUGUAGUUCCACUCCCCAGCAGCAAUGCAUCAAGGUUCCAGUUAUUAAGACCAACAAUGUCUGUCGUAAGAUCUAUGUUCCAAAGUGUAGCAGUUUACCUCGAGAACAGUGCAUAAAUGUUGGCAGCCAGUCAUGCAAUGUGGGUCAACGUAAAGAAUGCAUUCAUGUACCAAGAGUUGGUUGUUCUUCCCAUCCAAGAAGCAUUCCCACCACCUCAUGCUAUCCUGUUCAUGUGGAACAAUGUUUAAAUGUACCUAGGAUGGAAUGUGCACCAUACGCUGAACAGGCAUGUGUUGAUGUUCCUGGCCUUAAGUGUACAACAGUGGCUAACCAGCAAUGCUUCCAGGUACCAGAGCAGCAGUGUUCUCCUGUUCAUAGGGAACAGUGCCAGAAAGUACCUAAGCAGAAAUGUUUGGGACAUGCUAGCAAUGGAGGACAAAGUGGGAACCAAGGACAUGGUGCCAUCCUUGGACAUGGUUCCAUCCUUGGACAUGGUGGAAAUGGAGGCCAUGGAGGAUUUGGGGUACAGGGAGGGCACGGUGGACAAGUUGGUUAUGGUGACCAAGGUGGACAAGCUGGAAAUGCUCACACAGCACAUCUUCCUGGAUACCAACCUCCUCAUGGUGCUCUAGGACAAGAUGCUCAUUUUGGAGAAGGUGAUGGUGGAGCAAACCAAGGAUACCAGGGCCAAUUCUCAGGAGGACCUGGAGAUCACAUUGAACCUGGUCCAGGCUUCGAUGGACAUUUCCAAGGAGUUCCUGCAGUUCAUGAUGAACAUGAGGCUGGCUACUCCCCCUAUGGAAAGUAGUUUUAGUGCAUAGUUUUACUUUUUGUUGGAUUGUUAUUAAAUUUAAAACUUGCAGAUUGCUUUACUUCUGUUGCUUAUUUAUUAUUGUAUUUAUUCUUGUAAAAUUGGACCUACAUAGUACAGAAUUUUAUUUGUUGGAAUAAAUAAAAGUAUUUAAGGACUA
Molecule: messenger RNA, 1919 nt
Organism: Eurytemora carolleeae
Lineage: Eukaryota; Metazoa; Arthropoda; Copepoda; Calanoida; Temoridae
Exons: 4
Coding region: 119-1756 (545 amino acids)
Source: RefSeq, a predicted model, not a curated record